AAUUUGAUGCCAGUGAGACCAACUCAGUUUUCAAAGCUGCUGAAUCGACUUCGGGGAGACAACGCAAAAUUUGAUCACACUGUAUCAGAUCUGGGUCAGAGACGAUUUCAUUAAAUUGCGACGGGUCGAAACACGAGUUCUUUGUAUAAAUCACCAUGCGCCAUGAAACUGGUCUCGAUGCUGGAUGAUACUUUAUCCAGAAUUAGAAUUAUGUUGUGGCAAUUAAUUUCGAAAGACUUAAGCGGGUCGGCGGAUGAACGGCGCCCCACCACGUGAUUGGUGUUAAUGAAGAUAUCUUCAUCAAUGUCUUCCAUUUUCUUAUUUACGGUUGCGAUGAACUCUGUGGUAGUUUUGUGUACAUGAUCGAAGUCCCUCAAGAUAUUCCUCAAGCAUUUGGUUGCAGCUUUGAUCAUCCGCCAAGACUGCAGAAGAUCCAAUCCGGGCAUUUGCAGGUAGUCUGAGACAGGGGAUGUGAUGUCGGUGGCAACUUCAGCUUCAUAACACGAACUGCGCCACCUAGGGAACUAUGCCUGACCAGAUGCACAGAAGGAAAUCUCACGGCUCUGCAGUCCGCAGAGUAGUUACAGUGCAACUGGCUAUGUGUCUGUUGUGAAAGACAAGCUACACCGAUGGAGUUGUGCACGAGUUUUGCAUAGCCUUUGACAAUGCAUUCACAGUAAACUGUUCAUUGAUGCUGAUCCUAUUGCAACCAAAGUUGAUAAUGUUAUUGCGCAUGUGGAACGCCGCUCUCUCUAACGGGAGUGUAAUUGGACAAGGGGUAGCUGCACACAACUGGAUCCCUAAGUCUGUUCCUUAUAGUAGGAUUCUAUCAUCUGCAGCAGUCAAUCACACAAAUGCUAAACGCUCAGAUGGGGUUUUUCCCAAAAGACGUGACUUGACAUCGCUGGUGCCAAAAGUUGAGAUUAAUGACCUUGGUGACAUGGAGAAUGGCGACUUGGAACUGAAGUGCCUUGUCCGAGAGAUGCAACAUGACUUUAUGAAAGCACCCCUCGACGAUGUACUAAAGGAUAGUGAGUUCUCCUUCCCUAAACACAGCCGAGAGCAGAUGAAUAAAGAACACCAGGAACUAUUUGUCUGUGUACAGGGGGAGUCUGAUGAAGAGUACCAAGAAGAAGUUGAUGACACGUACUAUGGUGUUGAUCUGGAUCUUUCAGAGGACCGUGAAAUAUUUGCACUUCGGCAUAAAAGAGGAGAGAGAGGUGUGUUCGACAUAGAUGAUCUAGUGGUGGAACUGCAGAAGGAAAAUGCCCGAGACAUCUGCGUGAUUCAAGUUCCGGCAGAGAAGAACUAUUGUGACUACCUCGUUAUAGUGAGCGGACUCUCUCCACGACACCUGCGGGCAAUGGCCGAGGCAUUUACAAUCCAGUAUAAGCAACGGAGGUGGGCUAGAGAUCCAAAAAAUGUGCGAAUAGAAGGAGAAGGGUCAUCUGAUUGGAAAGUGAUAGAUUUUGGAAACAUUGUGCUGCAUAUGAUGAUGCCAACGACCAGGGAGGUGUAUGACAUUGAAAUGCUGUGGAGUGUAGGGGAGGAACAUGAUGAUAAAUGCAAUGAGAAACUGGCAGACAUCUGGAGUGAUCUUCCAGAUCUUACCUUCCUUAAGGACAAAGAUGAUCACUGAAAUGCUAUGCUCAAAAUCAGAAUUUAGUUAGAAAAGUGCAUGUGCAUUAUGUAUGAGGAUGCUGUAUGAUCAUCAUAUGUGCCAUAUAAUAUGGCUGUACAAGUAUAAUAAACUAUAUUCAUCACAUAGGAAAUUAUUUUAUAUUUAAUUUUUCAACAAUACUUUGAAGCAUAUGCAGUGUAGAGUACCUGGUAGCAGUAAUAUUAAAAUUCCUGUUAUUAGUAUAUUAUUUUCUAUUACAAUUUUGUGACAUUCAUCAUGUACAAUAAAUCUUGAGAAAAUAAAUCAUUUU
Priapulus caudatus is the source of this 1931-nucleotide messenger RNA. RefSeq lists its product as uncharacterized. The record is from RefSeq and is a predicted model, not a curated record. NCBI's taxonomy places the organism in Eukaryota, Metazoa, Priapulida, Priapulimorpha, Priapulimorphida, Priapulidae. Gene Ontology annotation, cellular component: mitochondrion. Gene Ontology annotation, biological process: negative regulation of ribosome biogenesis; negative regulation of translation. Gene Ontology annotation, molecular function: ribosomal large subunit binding. The transcript has 6 exons. The coding region runs from base 692 to 1639 and encodes 315 amino acids.